UGCUCGAUUAAAAAAAUACAAAUAAUAACGCGAGAGUUUGCAAGUUGGCUCCAGACUGUAGUUACAACUGUCAAAGGGAGAGUGGAUACGCGCAUGACCAGGCACACAUUACUGUAUUACUGUACUCGGCCGCGAAGAUAAUAUCCGUAUAAAAAAUAGCCAUAAUCCAGAGGUAAGGAAUCGAAGACUGCAUCGAAAUCGAACGCGACUGAGCCUUUCUGACCAUUUUCCACCGCUUCUUUUUCUUUUACUCUAACCAACUCUCGCAGCUGUCGAAAAUUACUGCACUAAACAUAUUUUUGUGGCUCCCUUUAGCUCCAGCGCAAGGAUUUUUUUUACUCCUCCUUCGUAUUAAAGUCGCCAUUUUGCUUCACUGCCUAUAAAAGCUUCUUCUAUUUUAUUAUUUUCUUUAAGGAGUCGACGUCGUUUCUAUCCUCUGUCUCCUGCUUUUUGACAUUUCUGGAGUUCGUUUUUAACGAGAGGGUUGAGGUUAAAGCGGUACCUCGUGGUUUACAUAUUAAUGAAGGAAAGAGACGAGCGAGUCUGGCAAUAAGGUGAAAGUGUUCAGGUUAUUUAAUUUGCAUUUCCUUUCCCCCUUUGCUGGUUUUCUUCAUUUUCUUCGUCGUCCCCUCCUCACUGUUCCUCCGCGGAUACACAGCGGGGGCUAGGAGCGUGGCUACCGACCGUGACGGCUGUCUGUCCGCAACGAACCCGGCUUACGGGACGGCGGCAGGUGUGAUUGCCAUGUAACAUCAAAAGGCACCAAGCGAAGAGUAGGCUACAGCCUGACCCCACGUGGGUGACCCGGGUCACCCGGCCACUCGUGUUGGGUGGCUCCAGCUUUCCAGGCAUGGAGACGUCCAGUGGAGCCCGACUAGGGAAGCCCCCCUCAGGGGUGGCCAAGGGCCGGCCUCCCAAGCAGACGCACCCCCCCGAGACGGCCCGCACGGGCAGCUCGGAAAACGACAAUCAUGGUCCAUCCUGUUACGAGAGGGCGGAGGGCAAGAGGAAAGGGCGCCCCCGUGUGGAGGUGCAAGAACUGCGCAGCAUCCCUGCCCACAUGAUGGUUCAGUGGAAGGAGGAGUUCAAGAGUCGCUCGCGGGUCAAGUGUCCUAGCUCGGGCUGCUGGCUGGAGUUCCCCAGCAUCUACGGCCUGAAAUACCACUACCAGCGCUGCCAAGGGGCGACCGUGGCCGAGAGACUGAGGCACGCAUGCCCUUACUGUGAGGCUGUGUUCGCUACCAAGGUGCGCCUGCAGAAGCACAAGCUGUGGAACCACCCGGAGAGGGUCACCAUGGAAACCAAGACCGAAUCCAAAGGGCAGGUGCAGAAGGGGCCGGCGAAAGGGAACGCCAAGAAAAGGCCCAUGGACAGUGGCCUUCCGUCCCCCAUGUUCAUCAAGGUGAAGAAGACUCAGGAGCCAUCGCAGCCGUCCCAGAACGGAGAGUGCACCACCACCGCCACCUCCACCUCCACCUCCACCUCCACCGCCUCGCAGAAGCCCGACAGGAAACAGCAGCAACAGCAUCCGCAACCACAUCAUCAUCAGCAGCAGCAGCAGCACUCGCAUCAGCAGCCGCACACACACAGUCACACACACAUGCAGACGCACACACACAUGCCGCCGCAGCAGGAGCAAGACCAGGCGUCUUCGUCGGACACCUCACCGAGGACCCCCGGGGGGAGCGAGAGUGAGGGGGGCAGCUUGCCCCCGUCCUGUCCAGAGGAGGACCCCGAGAGGACCAGGCACAGAAGGAAGCAGAAAACUCCAAAGAAGUUCACUGGAGAGCAGCCCUCCAUCUCCGGCACGUUUGGACUCAAAGGGAUGAAUAAAGCGGAGGAGAAGCUGAAAGCUGGGCGGGCGAAGAGGCCAGAGGGAGGCCUGUUCAACGAGGAGCCCCCAAGGAAGCUCCAAGCCCCGGCCUCAUCCAGGAGAGAGAGCUCUCAGCCUCCAGCCUCAGGCCCCCCAGCAGACGCCCAGUGGCACAAUGCCAUCUCUGAGCGGGGGGAGGUGGUGUGCCCCACCUGCUCCGUGGUCACCAGGAAGACCGUGUCCGGCCUGAAGAAGCACAUGGAGCUCUGUCAGAAGCUCCAGGAUGCCCUGAAGUGUCAGCAGUGCCAGAAGCAGUUCAGGUCCAAAGCCGGACUCAACUACCACACCAUGGCUGAGCACAGCAACAAGAGCCCCAGCGACGGAGGAGGAGGAGGAGGAGGAGGAGGUGGCAGCGGGCAGGAGGAGAGGGAGAGGCUGCGCCGCAUCCUCAAGCAGAUGGGCAAGAUCAAGUGCCCCAGCGAGGGCUGUUCGGCCCACUUCACCAGCCUUAUGGGCUACCAGUACCACCAGAAGCGCUGUGGGAGGGACGUGUCCGAGGCCGACAAGCCUGCCUUCCAGUGCCAGCACUGCGGGAAGACCUACCGCUCCAAGGCGGGCCGGGACUACCACCUCCGCUCUGAGCACCCCGUCACACAGCCCAGAGGGGUAAGGGUAGGAACCAUGUUAAAGGUGGCCACGGAGGAGUCCAGGCCGGCCGGGAGGAAGGAGCAGCUCCCCGCUGAGAAGCAGAAGGAGGAGGCGCACCGGAGGCCACCGCAGCAGCAGCAGUCGGCUCGGCUGAAGGAGCGGCCGGAGGAGCGCGCUGGGGAGCAGGAGGACCCCGCGCCGCCGUCGUCAAUGGCAACCACAAUGACGACGAUGACGACGGGAGCCCCAGCGACCACCGCAGCAUCGAUGGUGGGGUCAAUGGGAGCCAUGAUGACAGCAGCAGCGGCGGCGUCUAUGGCGGAUUCGGUGGAGGACUUCGAGCGGACGCCCAGUGGGAGGGUACGGCGGCGAUCGGCACAGGUGGCCGUCUUCCACCUGCAGGAGAUCGCCGAGGACGAGCUGGCCAAAGAUUGGGGCACCAAGCGGCGCAUCAAAGACGACCUGGUGCCUGAUAGCAAGAGGCUCAACUACACCCGUCCAGGCCUUCCCACGUUUGACCCGGAGAUGCUGGAGACAUGGAAGAAUCAGGUCAAGGAGAAGGGCUUCAUCUGCUGUCCUAAUGGAAACUGCGAAGCUGUUUACUCAAGUGUGUCUGGACUCAAAGCCCAUUUGGCCAACUGCACCCAGGCAGGGGGAGCCGUGGGGAAGUACAUGUGCCUGCUGUGCCAGAAGGAGUUUAGCUCGGAGAGUGGCGUCAAGUAUCACAUCAGCAAGACACACUCCCAGAACUGGUUCCGUGCCACUACCAACAUACCACCCAACAACAAGAAACCGCCGCUUCCUCAAAGCAACGGCAUUAAGAACGAGGUGAAGAAUGGGGCGACCGGCAAGAAGAGGGGUCGCAAGCCCAAAGAGCGCCCCCCAGAGGCCACUCUGUCAAAGACUCCGAGCUCUAACCCACCGACGUCCGUUCCCGUCCAGACCCAAACUCAGAACCAAACCUCAGGCUUGGCCCAAACUACAGCCCCUGCUCUGUCCCCAACCAACACCACCACCACCACUCCUACCCACGUGCCCAAACCUGCCCCCACACCUGCCCCUGUUGAUCGGGGUAGCUUGGGGCAGAACAGAGACACGCAGCCCCUGAUGAAGAAGAGGGGUAAGCCUAAGAAGGUGCCAUCUGUUGAAUAACAUAGAUAACGUCACGUCACGUCAGGAUAGCUGGUCGGGAGGCUUGCGAAAAAAGACAAACGUCAGACAUCGCGGCACAACACAGCCUUCUCAUCCUCAGAGGCUGAUGGUGAAGCUGAUGGUGAGGCUGAUGGAAUGGAAUUCUUUUUAAAAAGAUUGGUCCUGUAUUUGAUUUCACAGUUUUUUGGUUAGACUUUUUGUUUUGUUUUUUACCUUAUAUAUGCGUACUUAUAUACAGUAUAUGUGUUUGCUGGUAUAUACUGAUAUAUAAUAAUCUUUUUUUUCUCAUUCCAUUUUUUGACCUCAUGUUAAUGAUGAAGAUGUUACUGUAAAACAGGGGUAAUUGUAAUCAAAAUUGAGAUCCCAGUUUAUAUAUAUAAAUAUAUAUAAAUAGCGUUUUCUAGAACAAGCAUAAUUCAAAUUUUUGUGUAGCGACGUCCACAUGUCUGUAGUUUCAUGUUGUGUUCAAGAGAUUUUCAAAAAGGAUAUACAAAGUUAUUCAAUUAGCAUGGCGAGCUAAUUUACUGCUAGUGUUUUAUCACGGAUAUAUUGUACUGUGUAUAUAUACAAUAUCUAUAUCUAUAUAUAAUCAAAGCAAUGAAUUUGUCCACAGUUUUCAAACCGAGGUAGGUCAAAGGGGUCGUUUUUGUUUGUUCGUUUGUGUUUUUUUUGUUUUUCAACUGUCAUAUCUCGUUUGCUUUCUCUUCGAUGUGAGGUUUGGUCCAGUUUCGGCAGCUGUGUGUCUCAGAUAGAAUGGUCCCAGACUGCUGCAGUGCAAUAGUGUGUUGCUCUCGUGGUUUUUGUUUUGGUCUCUUUUCCGUCUGAACUGUAAGAGAAGUGGAACUUUCUAGCCAUAUACUGUACACCGCUAAAAAGGACUCCCUCUCUGCUUCCUUCUCUGGCUGUAGUCAUAGUGGUUCUAGUUUUUUGGCAGUUGGACUGGGUUGUCAAACCCAUUGUUAACAUUUCCCCCGUUCAGAAUAUACACACAUAACUGAUAUUUGUUCUUUUGCCGUGUGGCCUGAGAAAACUCAGUUCCACUGAGGCCAAGCUGUUAAAAGCUAUUGAGGUAUAAGCUAGUUUCGUCCUAUUCGUUUUUGUUUUGUUUUGUUUGUUUUUUGAAAGCUGUAUUGGAGCACACUGAGUAGACUUCCAAGGCAUUGGAUUGGCCACAGACCACAAUGAUGUCAUUAUAGCUAACCUAAGCUGGAAGGAACGUACGGAACUAUUUUUUUUUCUCCCUGAGGCUACAUUUGGGGGGAAACUCCCCAAGAAGCUAAAAAUCUAAACAAGAUUAUUAUCAUGACUAUAAGGAUGAAGAUAUACUGACCUAUAAGAGUAGUUGGAAAAGAAUAUUCCUUUUCCUGCAGUUGUACAUGAAUGAUAAGCAAUGCACACAGACUGCACAUGAGACUAUUAGUGACUGUAUGCAAUAUUGAGAGAGACGGACUUACAUUUGGACAGAGCUGCUCAGUGAGACAUCGUAGCACAAACACACAGGUCACCUUACGGACCUGAACAUGUUGGAGCCUGACCACUACUUCUGUUAGGAGGAUGGCUCUGUCUCUUUUCUUGUUUGGUCAUUGGAUGAUGGGCAGCACGAACAGUUGCUUUUGUUGGAAAUUUGAUAACAGGUGACAGGGCCUAGCCGUCCCAAUCCCAGGGGGAUUUGGACACAUUUGGGCCUGAGGUCCUAUUGAGGAAAAAAAGUAAAGCAAAGAAGAAAUGUUCCUCUUGCACUUUAACCCUCCCUCCCCCACCCUCCCUAUUUUAUCUUGCACUUUUGAGGCACUGUUAAUCUUUCACCACCCCAACCUUAAUCCUGGGCUGGGCAGUUACCCCCCACCUUCCCCUCCCAAUCCCCUCUCCCAAAAAGAAAACAUCAUGAGAAUAUAGCACAGAGAAAGACCCACCACCACCACCACAACAACAACAACAACAACAACAACAACAACAGUUCAUCCUCUAUGCCCCAUUUGAAAAUAAGAAAAAAAAAAUCAUGUGUGUUAACUCACUCUAACCAUGCAAUGGGUGACAGUCGGACUCACUUGAAGCAUGAAGCCAUAUGCGUCCUCUAAAGGGACUGGAGAUUUCAAAGCUGGGUGACUGUUCAUCGUAACUUCCUCAUUUUCUUAUAAACUGUUGAAAUUUUCAAAGCAUAGUAUGAAAGGAAAGGCAUAGUUUGAGAAAGAAUCAAAAUCGAAGAAAAAAAGAGAAUCAGUUAUUUAUGCUAAGAGAAAUAAACACUCUAAUUGAAGUACUUGAAACCAUAAACAACUUACCAUUUUUAAAAUGAAAGAAAAUCCUUUAAUCAUAAAUUCAAUGAAUUAUUUAGUGUAUAUUUAUAUCUAUUGAGAAUAAUGAUCAGUUUGCUCAAAUUACCAGAGGAAGAUUUAUUUUAUGAGCGUGUGUAAAUAGGAACUUCAUAGCAAUCUAAUAAUACUUGGAGUGUAUUUCGAAUGAAGUGAGAACAUGGAUUGUAAUGGUUUUGGUAAAAGGUGCUUUUGGAGCCAUUCUACCUUAUGGACCGUUGUCUAGGGUUAUCAGGACACAGUCCCAAAUCUCUCUGCUUUCUAGAGUAAACAACGAAGAUUCAUGAGGAUCACUUAUCUUCUGUCCACACAAAAUGAUUGACAUCACUCAUAUGUUUUUUUAUAAGACUGCUCUAAACAUGGGAAUGCAACAAGUCAAUUCCUCUCUUAUUAAGUUGAGCAGUCAGUAAUUUAUUAUGUUUUGACACAAUAUUUAUGAAGUGUUCUUCUUUUCCCUGUUUUAUUUUUGGAUUUUUUUUUCUCAGUGUGAAUUGAGUUGUUAUGGGAAACCCUUUUUUAUGUGUGUGCGUGUGUGUGUGUGACGUUAAGUGUCUGCCUAUGUGUGUUAUCAGUGUGGUGUUAGUAUGGCCAAUGAUUAGCUUGACCGACUGUGAUGGUAAAGAACUGUCAGUCUUCAGAUGCUAAAUAAAUAGGAGACACCUUUGUUACACCCAGUCGAAUGUACUUUUCAUGGUUUCCAAUGAUUUCACCUGAUUUUUCUUGGUUUUCUUUUUGUUUCAUUUUGACAUUUCUUAUUGUUUGAGUGAUCGCUGAUUGAUACUGUUGUUGUUUAUAUCAAGAUUGUGUUGUCUUGGCUUUCAACAAUCUGUCUUCCUAGAUGUGUCUUACACAUAUGCAGAGGUGUGAUUGACUAAAUGGAAAUGAUUUAUUUGCAAAUUACAGCAAUAUGGCAUACCAUAUCUGAAUAGAUUUGUUUUUUGCCGAUAAGGACGCCGUUUCCACAUUGAAAAUAGUCUCAACAAUUUUGAGCUAUUAAUACCAUUCAUAUGUGCUUGUUUGCUUCUUAAACUUGUAACACAAGUUAUUAUAUCAAAUUGAAAGCCACUUAUUGGGGACUGAAAGGUAUUUCAAUACGCAAGUUUGUCCUUAUACCCCAACUUCACAUGGUGUGUGCAUGUAUGGAGGUGUGUCUUUCCGUGUUAGUGCACUUACAAGUACUAUCCCAUGAAAUAGGCUUGAAUUUGGAGUGUUUGUAGAGCGCUUAGGAGCCCUAGGUGGUUUGCCGUGGCUUUUGUACCCUUUACUUCCACUUGAUGUUUUUUCUUAUAUUCCUAGAGAUUUGCCUCACUAACAAUACAAACACAAGAAUCUUUACAAAUGGUUUUAAAAGAGUUUUAAGUAAUGGUGUGUUAAGGUUUGCUUUUU
Sardina pilchardus (European sardine) is the source of this 7311-nucleotide messenger RNA. RefSeq names its product zinc finger protein 512B (gene znf512b). The record is from RefSeq and is a predicted model, not a curated record. Gene Ontology annotation, molecular function: zinc ion binding. The transcript has 17 exons. Bases 851 to 3613 code for a protein of 920 amino acids. NCBI's taxonomy places the organism in Eukaryota, Metazoa, Chordata, Actinopteri, Clupeiformes, Clupeidae.